GUGGCUCCAGUGACAACUCAGCGGGAUCUUGCAUCUUGCAUCUGGCAUCAUGUGUGGCUGCCUCCCUCCCCUUGUCGUUCUGUUUCUUUCUCUCUUCAGCAUCUUCAACAAGUGACUUCCUCUUCUGCCUCACUGUCUCUGGUGGACUUUGUGCUGCGGCCUCUUUAGUGACAACUUGUGUAGGUUCCCUUCCAUCUGCUCUUGGACGCAACCCCCUUUUUUUUCCCUCUCCUCCCCCGCGUUUGGGCACAAAGAAAUUCUUUUGGUUGCAACCUCGAGGCCACCGCCCUUUGUUCCAGUCACAUGCCCGCACUUUCUGCUUCCUGUCCAGCCUGAAUGAGGGUUUUGCUGAUCGCACUUUCAAGGGACACCACAUCUUGCAGCUUUAUCUACCGAGUCAAGAUCUCUGUUGACCUACCCUGCAAAUUAGCCGCCUCUACGAGAGACUGCCCCGCCCUGCUCCUCUCCUUGACCACACGUUUGCCCGAAUCCGCCUGCCCCUUACACUUUUCACCAUGGCUCCACGAGGACGAGGAGGAAAAUUCUCAAAGCCGACCAGAGGAGGUGGCAAGCAUUUCUCCCGUGACCUGCAACCUUUAGACAAAGAGGGUAAUCAGAUGGGCAUGUGGCGAGAGCCAGGAGAACAAGAGGAGGAGGAGGAGGAGGACUCCUCAGAAGAGGAAGAAUCCUCCUCAGAAGAGUCCUCGGACUCUGGCGAGGGAGCUUCCGCCGCGCAGGCCUCGUCAAAUGAGCUGACUCGAGAACAACGCAAAGAGCUCGCUCGCAAGAAGAAACAAGAAGCCAUUGCCAAGAAGAACCAAAAGACAGCCGCCGUCGGGGACCUGCCCAGUACUUCUGAAGACGAGGAAGAAGAGGAAGACGAAGACAUGCCGGCAAAUCCCAACCACACGCAAAAGGCAAGGUCGCAGGCUCGAGCGGUCACGGGUGCCAGUGGCGAAACACCAAAGAAGGCGGACAAGGAGAAUCUCAGCAGGCGGGAGCGAGAGGCUAUUGCUGCCCAGCAAGCUCGAGAGAGAUAUCAGAAACUCCACGCCGAGGGCAAGACCGACGAAGCAAGGGCUGACCUGGCGAGGCUGAAGCUGAUCCGCGAGCAACGCGAGGCCGCUGCGGCACGGAAACAGGCCGAAAAGGAGGAGAAAGAGGCCCGUGACAAAGACAAGAACGAUCGCGAGGCUAAGCUGAGAGAAGCAGCCCUGGGCACUGCCGGCGGAGCAAAGUCGGCCAAAAAAGCCAAGAAAUGAGGACUCCCUCACUCUCCAGCCAAACGACUACUGUACAGACUUCGAGAGCCGUGCGUAUGGGAUGUGCCGCAUGAGCCCCACGAAGGCCAUGGCGGCCAUGGGUUGCACAGGACGCCCUGAGUGGAUCUUGGUUAAGGGGCUGCAUGAUCGAGAUCAUCUCGAAGUCUUCCCUUUCCUUUGUUACACGUCCUUUUUUGCAUCAGCGGAUGGCGGGGGAGGCAGCAUAGAGCAGAGACGAUAUGAUAUGACGACGAUGACGACGAUGAUGACGAUAGUGGAAGGAGAGGAAUGAGGAGAGGAAGUGAGACCGAGGGCAUGAUUUCACAGCAUCCUGAUAACUCAGUACAGACAAAGCGGGAGAUGAAGAACCCUUCCACCCCGACGCCUCUUUCUCCUUGAUUUCUCUCCAUGUGCGCUUGGAUGGCUUCGCUAUACACACGGUAUCGCCACAGCGUAACGACCAGCAGACAAUCUUGUCACGUCCCGAUUGUCAUGAGCGAUCUCAUCAUCAUCAUCAUCAUCAUCAUCAUCAUCAUCAUCAUCAUCAUCAGCGGCGUGUCGGUGGUAGUAGUAGUGGUAGUGGUAGCCACACGGAAGAACAAGAACAACACACUGCAAUCUUGACCAGUACAUCACACAGCUCUUAUCUCCAUCUCCACCUCCGCAGAUAGACUCCUAGGUAGGUAGCGAGGCAUCUUGAGGGAUGAUGUGUGUACAUAUUGUCCCUCGGCGAACGCCGUGCAACCAACAUACCAUCCGUCCAUCCAUC
Cladophialophora immunda is the source of this 2031-nucleotide messenger RNA. RefSeq lists its product as uncharacterized. NCBI's taxonomy places the organism in Eukaryota, Fungi, Ascomycota, Eurotiomycetes, Chaetothyriales, Herpotrichiellaceae. Gene Ontology annotation, molecular function: RNA binding. The transcript is spliced from 2 exons. The record is from RefSeq and is a predicted model, not a curated record. Gene Ontology annotation, cellular component: cytosol. The coding region runs from base 516 to 1262 and encodes 248 amino acids.